AUGGAGGUGGCAAAGAGUGCAGCUGAGGUGAACGAGGAAGAGGCGAGAGCUGAGCGAAAACGACGACAGAGACUCGCACAGGAAGAGUUCAGACAGAAACAACUCAUGAAACAAAACCCUGAUGAUGACCACGAGCUGAGUAAAAAUAGUAGCAGUUUCGACAAGUUACUGAUGGACAUCCCGACCCAGGAUAUAGUGAUCGAGGCGACGGGCGAAGACUCCACGAAACGGAAGUCUCCCGGAGGGGACGGCAGCGUCGCCAAGCGCCGCACUGGCUCCGUCAGCAAACUUGACAUUAUGAAGAAUGAAUAA
Arctia plantaginis is the source of this 312-nucleotide messenger RNA. The record is from the annotation of a GenBank genome assembly. Lineage: Eukaryota; Metazoa; Arthropoda; Insecta; Lepidoptera; Erebidae.